This is a messenger RNA of Gastrolobium bilobum, 2341 nucleotides long. RefSeq names its product histone acetyltransferase GCN5-like. Gene Ontology annotation, molecular function: protein binding; histone H3 acetyltransferase activity. Gene Ontology annotation, biological process: chromatin remodeling; positive regulation of transcription by RNA polymerase II. Lineage: Eukaryota; Viridiplantae; Streptophyta; Magnoliopsida; Fabales; Fabaceae. The coding region runs from base 90 to 1712 and encodes 540 amino acids. Gene Ontology annotation, cellular component: histone acetyltransferase complex. The record is from RefSeq and is a predicted model, not a curated record. The transcript is spliced from 13 exons.
ACAAAGGACGAGUUAAGAGUAGCGCUGCACAUUUGAUCACUUUAAGGAACAGGUCGAAUAAUUGGUAACAAAACCCUAACUGUAAUUAAAUGGAGACGCACGGCGGAGGAACCCUCCGUUCCCGCAGCUCUCAGUCCCCUUCACCUUCCCACUCCGCUUCCGCCUCCGCCACCUCUUCCAUCCACAAGCGCAAGCUCGCGUCUGAUGACCACGCGCCUCCCUUUCCCCCUUCUUCCUUCUCCGCCGACACGCGCGACGGCGCCCUCACCUCCAAUGACGACCUCGAGAGCAUCUCCGCCCGCGGCGCCGACUCCGACUCCGAUGACGACUCCGAGGACGCCGUCGUGGACGACGACGAGGACGACUACGACAACGACAACGAUUCCUCCAUGCGUACCUUCACCGCUGCAAGGCUCAGCAACCCUCCCUCCGCUGCACGCAACACCAAGCUCAAGACCGAUAAUUCCAACGUUAAGAUCGAGAAUUCCGAUGGCGCCAAAGACGCUGCACCCGCCGGGACUGGUGCUGCCGGCGCCGCCGCCACCGGCGGGUCCGUCCCCGGCAUCGUGGUUAAGGAGGACGCAACUAAGAUAUUUACUGAUAAUUUACAAACUAGUGGUGCUUACAGCGCUAGGGAAGAGAGUCUCAGGAAAGAGGAGGAAGCAGGAAGGCUCAAAUUCGUAUGCUAUUCGAAUGAUGGCAUUGAUGAACAUAUGAUUUGGUUGAUAGGAUUGAAGAAUAUAUUUGGUAAGCAACUUCCAAAUAUGCCCAAGGAGUACAUUGUCCGACUUCUUAUGGAUAGGAGUCAUAAGUCUGUAAUGGUCAUAAGGCGUAAUCAUGUUGUUGGAGGCAUUACAUAUCGCCCAUAUGCAAGCCAGAAGUUUGGUGAGAUAGCCUUUUGUGCAAUUACAGCUGAUGAGCAAGUAAAAGGUUAUGGUACCAGAUUGAUGAAUCACUUAAAACAGCAUGCACGUGAUAAAGAUGGGUUGACACAUUUUCUCACAUAUGCUGACAAUAAUGCUGUUGGCUAUUUUAUCAAACAGGGAUUUACAAAAGAGAUUCACUUGGAGAAAGAUCGAUGGCAAGGUUAUAUAAAGGAUUAUGAUGGGGGGAUUCUCAUGGAAUGCAAGAUUGAUCCAAAGCUCCCUUACACUGAAUUGUCACCUAUGAUCCGUCGUCAAAGGCAGGCAAUUGAUGAAAAGAUCAGAGAGCUGUCAAACUGUCACAUUGUUUAUACUGGAAUUGAUUUUCAGAAGAAAGAAGCUGGUAUUCCCAAAAAAAUUAUUGAGGACAUCCCUGGUUUGAGAGAGGCUGGAUGGACUCCUGAUCAGUGGGGUCAUUCACGAUUCAGAGCUUUAAGUGGUUCCACCGACAGUUUGACUGCGUUUAUGCGUUCCCUUCUAAAGUCAAUGCACGAUCAUGCUGAUGCUUGGCCAUUCAAGGAACCAGUUGAUGCACGGGAUGUUCCUGAUUAUUAUGACAUCAUCAAAGAUCCAAUGGAUUUGAAGACAAUGACUAAGAGGGUGGAGUCAGAGCAAUAUUACGUCACAUUUGAGAUGUUUCUUGCGGAUGUCAGAAGAAUGUUUGCGAAUGCACGCACUUAUAAUUCUCCAGAAACCAUUUAUUACAAAUGUUCUACAAGGCUUGAAACUCACUUUCAAAGUAAGGUGGCAUCGGGCCUCCAGCUCCAGUCUGGUUCCAAAAUUCAGUAGGAACACUUCAAUAGACGUGGUAGUGCUUGACGAGCUAGGGGCCUUUGAUGAUGUCAUAAUAAUCAGGAACAUCCCGUGCAUCAACUGGUUCCUUGAAUGGCCAAGCAUCAGCAUGAUCGUGCAUUGACUGCUACGUGAAUAUAUUAAAUGGUGUAUAUUCUCUUAUCUUAAUAGUUAUAUAAUAAAUAUAUUAAAUGGUGUAUUUUAUUCAACUAGUGAUGGUGGCUUAGUGAUAUGAGAAGGCGUUCCUCACUCCAAUGAGGAGGGUGCAAAAAAUAUUUUGUAACUAAUUUUAAAAAAUCGGGUCACCGGGUCGACUACUUAAGCGGGUCCAAUGCUGUAACCGGAUCGGUUGAUGGGCCGAUUUUCGGGCCGGUCUGGUUCUUAUAACACUGGUCACAAUUAGGGGUGCUAAACGAGCUAGGGGCCUUUGGCUCGGCUCGUGAAGGCCUGAGCUUACAUGUCUAAAAUUGAUUGUUGAACUCAGGCUUGGAUUUGCAUAAAAACUCGUUUAAUAAAAAGGCAUCAGGCUCCAAUUCAAAAGCUCGGCCUUAGAGCCUCUCAAGCUUGCCUAAUAUAUUAUUUUUUUAUUUUUUAUUUAUUUUUUAUACUAUUUGUGAUAACCCUCU